AUGAAAUUAUUAAAAAUAUUAUUAUUAGGAUUAAUUUUUUCCAUACCACGAUCACUUAGUAAGUCUUUAGAACGCAUAGUAAACGGCGAAUUAGUGGAUAUAACAGAGGUCCCUUAUCAAGCGGCGCUGAGGCGCAAAACUACAUCGGGAUGGAGUCAUUCCUGUGGAGCGGUUGUGAUAUCUACUAAGAGUGUGUUGACUGCUGCACAUUGUGUGAUUGGUUAUCAGACUGAUCCCUCAUCGUUAAUAGUCGCUGUGGGUACUUCAUUGCGUUCUGAGGGUAUCACAUACGCCGUGGCUUCUGUUUACCCUCACGAAGGAUAUUCUUCAGUAACCGUUGAUAAUGAUAUUGGUUUGGUGGCUAUUACUGGCACUAUUAAAUUCGGUGAAACGGUGAUGCCAGCAAAUAUUGCACCUUCGCUUCUCCAAAUACCAGUUGGAACCCAAGCUAUCGUAUCUGGAUUUGGUAGAACGGAGUAUGACGGCCAAUCCUCCAAUCUACGAGCUGCACUUGUAAGCAUUGUAUCACAAAAAGAAUGCGCGAUGUCAUACCUUAAUCUGGGUGUGAUCACCCCUGGAAUGAUUUGCGCAGCAGCAAAUAAUCCACCAAGAGAUGCCUGUCAGGGUGAUUCAGGAGGACCAUUAGUUGUCACAAACACGGUCAUUGGGAUAGUGUCGUGGGGAGAAGGUUGUGCCAAUUCUAGCUACCCUGGCGUAUACACCAGUGUUUCGUAUUUUAGUGCCUGGAUACAUUCUUAUUUAGAUCUAAUCGAAUGA
Messenger RNA from Pieris macdunnoughi, 777 nucleotides. Lineage: Eukaryota; Metazoa; Arthropoda; Insecta; Lepidoptera; Pieridae. The record is from the annotation of a GenBank genome assembly.